AUAAUAUCUCCUUUGGCUCUCACUUUACUCUCUCCUUUCUCACGCGUAAAAGCAUCCAUGGCGUCUUCUCCAUCCCCUGCUUCGGAUUUUCUAGUUCUUACUCUUUGGGCUCUGCUUGUAAUCUCUCCUGUUCACUCUCUGACUUGUAGUUCUCAGACCUUCACCAACAAUGGCCUCUACAAGAAGUGCUUGGACCUCCCCACACUUUCUUCCUACCUCCACUGGACCUACGACCAGUCCAACUCCUCUCUCUCCAUAGCCUUCAUCGCCCCUCCUUCCAAAUCUGGCGGAUGGAUCGCUUGGGCCAUCAACCCAACUGACACGGGCAUGAAGGGCUCACAGGCCCUCCUUGCUUUCAAAUCCGACAACGGGUCCAUGACCGUCAAGACCUACAACAUAAGCAACAUCGGGCCCGUCACGGAGUCCAAGAUCUCCUUUGAUGUUUGGGACGCGAGCGCCGAGUCCUCCAGCGGCGUCAUGAGGCUCUUCGCCAAAUUGAAGGUUCCCAGUAACUCCCAGACCAUUAACCAGGUCUGGCAGGUGGGGCCAUCCGUCACCGGUGGUGUUCCGGACGCGCAUAGCAUGCAGACAGCGAACUUGAACGCCAAGUCCACCCUUAGUUUGGUGGGGGAACAGACUGCCACUCCCUCCGGAACGGACUCUAGGACCAAGAAGAAAAAUAUUCAUGGAGUACUGAAUGUCGUGAGUUGGGGCAUUCUGUUUCCAACUGGAGCUAUCAUUGCGAGGUACCUAAGGACUUUUGAGUCUGCGGAACCCGCAUGGUUUUAUCUUCAUGUUUUCUGCCAAAUAUCUGCUUAUGCAAUUGGGGUGGCUGGCUGGGGGACCGGUCUUAAGCUUGGAAGUGAGUCGCCGGGGGUCCAAUACACCGGUCACCGCAAUAUCGGCAUCUCCGUCUUUUGCCUCGCUACGGUGCAGAUUUUUGCUCUAUUUUUAAGGCCAAAGAAGGACCACAAGUACCGGUUAUAUUGGAAUAUCUACCACCAUGGUGUUGGAUACUCGAUACUCAUCCUUGGCAUCCUCAACAUUUUCAAAGGUUAUGACAUUUUGCAACCUGCAAAGAAAUGGAAAUCAGCUUACAUAAUUGUGAUCAUUGUAUUGGGCGCGAUUGCCUUGUUGUUGGAAGCAAUUACUUGGAUUGUAGUUUUGAGGAGGAAGUCCAGCAAGUCCACCAAGCCCUAUGACGGAUUCAACAAUGGACAAGGCAGACAAUAAUUGCUUGACUUUUAGGGUCAAAAUGCAUUUGGUGCCGUUCUCUCAUGCCAGAUACUGAUUUUGUAAUAUCCCUGUCUUCUUGCUCAAGACAUCACGAGGUUUAUCUAUGUCAUCCUUCUAUUUCUCUUCCAAACUUUUGUUUGGCUUGUGUAUAAUGGCUUGUUGGAUAGGAUAAUUAUCUAUUACACACAGAGAUUGUUCAAUCUUUCGCAAUUAUGUCUGCUGUGUUUCAGUGGUUAGGUUGAUGAAACUUUCUAGGAUGUGUGCCUAUUGACAAAAUAUUUGAAGAGAAUCAUUUGUUCA
Molecule: messenger RNA, 1536 nt
Organism: Carya illinoinensis
Lineage: Eukaryota; Viridiplantae; Streptophyta; Magnoliopsida; Fagales; Juglandaceae
Product: cytochrome b561 and DOMON domain-containing protein At3g25290-like
Exons: 3
Source: RefSeq, a predicted model, not a curated record